UUUUCCUGUCAUAUUCAAAACAUUUUGCGCUAGUCGGGAUGGCCUGUGUACGAAGUCACCCUACUCUGUCUUUUUCAGUGGAUAUUAACUUUAAGUCCUUGGAAGAUGUUGGAAUUUAUGUUGAAACUUCCGUAUUUGAAUAUAAACGCAAGAUAGUGGUUGGAGUUACGGGAUCGUUGAAUGUCCUUGGACUGUGGAAUCCUGAAAAAGCUUUGUUUUGCGAGCGUCAGUCUGAAAAUACUAAUAAGUAUUUACAUAAAUCAUAUACAACGUGUCUGUUUUAGUACUGAAACAUGGCACUGUUGUCUUACACUUCAAUCACUGUCUGCGUUCCAAUACCGUUUCUUCUUGGCAGAAUUAAUUGAAAAUAUGGAUGAAAAUGCCGUCUCACUAAAUCUGAAGAUUUUAGCAUGGGAGUCCCGGUUAAAGCCUAGGGAAUUCACUCCGACAGAUAACUUAAAUACAGACAAAGAUACAGAGAUUCAUAUGGAAUUCGGUGUUUUUGAAAAUGGAAAUUUCGUUCAGCGUGGUUGGUUGAUGUCAAACUCUGAGAUUCAUAUUCGCAUGUCAAGUACUUCCUGCAAAUUCUUCAAAAACGACGUUUUCACUCCUCACACUCAGCUAUUUGUUGCGUGCUCUAGAUAUGUGUUGCAACCCAUGUCUAUCGAUGAUGAAGAUAAUGAAACGCGUGUAACACCAAAUAAGCCUGAAUGCUCACAGAAGGAAGAUACCUUGGUUUACCAAGCUGGUUCUUCAACUCCUAAACUUUCAUGUCUACAGUACCCAUCUUCAAGUAGAACAUCAUACUCUAGUGUUGUUAGUCGAUCCUAUCCAGUUCCAAUGUCCACUUUGGAAAUCAAUCGCUGCCGUAUUCAUAGAGGUGAACAACCAGAAUGUUGUGGUACACUUUAUAAACUUGGAGAUGAUGUAACUUUCUUCAUUGAAACGUCAGAUGUGGAGAACACUUCAGUAGAAAUACAAUUCUAUCAACAACAUUUAGAGUCCUCAGGGAAUGAUACUAAAAUUAGUUCAUCUACUCCAUUAAAAUUUAUUGGUUCUGCUCGUUUUGGUCCAUUCGUUGAUACAUACGGACGUAAAGCUGCACAAAUUCUGAAUUCAUCAUUAUCUCCAGUGGGAGAUCUUCGAGUACGUUAUCUUAUUAUCUAUCCAAUGAUUAAACCACUCAGUCCAUGUUUAGAAGUUACUUAUCAACAUCAUUGGAAGAAACGUGCAUCAGCCGUAGAUAUUGGUCAUCGUGGUAUGGGUACAUCAUUUUUUCAACCAGAAGAAAAACAAUAUAAAAAAUCACCGACAACUAGAGAAAAUACAUUGGAUUCGUUUCGAACGGCUGUCCAACAUGGAGCUGAUUUUGUUGAAAUGGAUGUCCAACUAACUAAAGAUCAUCAUGUUGUUGUUUAUCAUGAUUUUGAUGCUGUAGUCAUAUCAAAAAAGAAAAGGGGUGGUCAAUUAUGUUAUUUACGUGUAGCUAUUAAAGAUUUAAAUUAUAAUGAUCUACGUGAAUUAAAUGUUCGUCAUUCAAGUGUUUUAAAAGAAAGUCAUACUCAUGAAAAAAUGAAUGAAGAAGAUUUAGAUCCAAUAGAAUUACAACCAUUUCCUUUAUUACAUUCAUGUUUUGAAGAAAUUGAUCCAGAUCUUGGUUUUGUCAUUGAAGUGAAAUAUCCAAUGGAUCUUAAAGAUGGCAGCUCAGAAAUGGAUCAUUUCUUCGAGUACAACUUUUAUGUCGAUACUAUCCUACGUGAAAUCUUAACACAUGCUGGUAAAAGACGUAUUUUAUUAUCAUGUUUCGAUCCAAAUGUCUGUGUAAUGCUUCAGUUAAAACAACAAAUUUAUCCAGUCUUUCAACUUGGAAUAUCCCCGGAAUAUGCAGAUACACGACAUGCUGACUUUCAAAGUUUAUUUUGGUCUGCAUUAAGUCAUCAACUCUUGGGAGUAUGUUUAGAAAGUGAUCGUUUAUUAAAAGUUCCAGGAAUUAUUGAAUUAGCACAUUCACAUAAACUAGUUGUAUUAGCAUGGGGUGAAGCUGUAAACAUACCGGAAAAACGUAUAUUACUCACACAAUUGGGUGUAGAUGGAAUUAUCUAUGAUUGUGUAAAUGAAAAUAAAGCUAAAGGUACAUUAAGUGUAUUUAAACGUGAACGAUUCCUUGAACUUGGAUUAUCAUCAGCAUCAACACCAUCAUCACCUACAGAAACAACAAAACUAGUACCAUGUUUAUCAUCAUUAUCAUUAAUUGAUAAUCAUGACAAUAUCAAUCAUAUUAGUUUUAAUAAUAAUAAUAAUGAUUUAAACAGAAAUAUUUCAAAUUCUCAAGGUAAUUUAGCUUUAGAUCAACAUUGUAACAUUACAGAUCGGCUAAUUUUAUCUACCCAAUCUACUACUGAGAAACUAUCAACAAUAGUAACUGAUUGUCACACUAAUAUGUGCUUCAGUUCAACAUCAUCAGCUUCAAUGACCAACAAUGGUGUUGAUAAUAAUAAUGAUAACAAUAACAGUAGUAUUGUAUCCUUAGUGAAUGUUAAAUCAAAUGAACAAGUAGUAGGUCCAGUAGAAAAUUGUACAAAUCCAACAUUACAAACAACACCUAUUAAUACUAUUCCGUUAGAUAAUAAUGACAGUAUUCAUAACGAGUUGUCAUCACCGACUUCAGAUACAUCAUCACAACAACAAGAGCCAACAUCACCACCAAAACAACAAAUUAAUGUACCACUUAUAACAUUCGCUUAAAUAUAAAAUUCAACUCAAGAAUACUAACUACUGAUAUUAGUCAGAGUAAUAAUAAUGAUAUUGACGGUAACAUUCAUUGUCACCGUUCCAUUAAACAAAACAAAGAAACAUUUUAAAAAUGUGUAUACUUUUCUUUAGUUUAUUUCCUCUACUAAGUAAAACAUACUUGAGCAUUGUGUUUCAUUAUUCUGGUUGAUUAAUUAAUUACUUCACAUCAUUAAUGAUUGUUUCAACCGUUUUGCUUGUCGCACAUAUAUAUAACACGGAUAUAAAUUCACAUUUCUCCCUCCUUUUGUUCUUUCAAUGUCAUCCCUUAACAGUUUUCUUCACUAAUGUAUUUCAUAAUAUAUAUAUAUAUAUAU
Schistosoma margrebowiei is the source of this 3107-nucleotide messenger RNA. The record is from the annotation of a GenBank genome assembly. NCBI's taxonomy places the organism in Eukaryota, Metazoa, Platyhelminthes, Trematoda, Strigeidida, Schistosomatidae.